AGGGGCUUGCCAGGCAUCACCCGCGCUGCGCUGAAGCCGGCGCCCAGGGCCGCAGGGGGGCUUUGGAAGGACCCGCUCUGAGCUCGCCCCCCCUCGCCAGGGAGGCUCUCCUUGGUGGCAGGGGCGCGGCGCCCACCAUGCGGGACUGCCCACGGCUCGCGCUGCUCUGCGCGCUGCUACCCUGGCUCCAGCACACGGCGGCACCCCGGCGACCCGCGCAACCCCUCCCGAGCCGCAACCCCCGCGACCUCGCCAGGGGCUUCGAUUUCGAUCGCGUCUACAGCGGGGUGGUGAGCCUCACCAAGGAGAACACCUACUCCUUCAACUACACUAGCCAGCCGGGCCAGGUGAAUGCUGUUCGGGUGUAUGUGAAUAGUUCCUCAGAGAACCUCGACUACCCAGUCCUCGUCAUGGUUCACCAGCAGAAAGGGGUGCUGUCCUGGCAGGUUCCUCUCCUCUUCCAAGGACUAUACCAGAGGAGUUACAAGUACCAGGAAGUAAGCCGCACCUUGUGUCCCUCAGAAGCAACCAAUGAAACAGGACCUCUGGAGCAACUGGUAAUUGUAGAUGUCACCUCCAUGGCUCCACUGGGCGCCCAGUACAAACUGCUGGUUACCAAGAUCACGCACUUCCAGCUACAGACAAAUGUUGCCUUUCACUUCACUGCCAGCCCCUCUCAACCUCAGUAUUUUCUAUACAAAUUUCCUGAUGAUGUGGACUCAGUUAUUAUUAAAGUCAGGUCUGAAAUGGCUUAUCCAUGUUCUGUUGUCUCAGUCCAGAAUAUCAUGUGCCCAGUGCACGAUCUCGACCACAAUGUGGAAUUUAAUGGUGUCUAUCAGUCCAUGACCAAGAAAGCUGCCAUCACACUGCAGUUCACACCACCAUGGAUUUUCUCCCCUUUUGCUAUCCUUUCUUGCUAUCACAAGUUGUUCUAUCUUAUGCAGAAGAAGGAUUUUCCAAGCGAGCAGUUCUUCGUGGUAUUUGUGAUAAGGCCUGAAGAUUAUACCUGCGGAGGAUCUUUCUUUAUCCAGGAAAAGGAGAACCAAACCUGGAAUCUACAUCGAACAAAGAACCUUAAAGUGACCAUUGUUCCUUCCACUAAAGGAUCUGUUGAUAUGAAACCCAUUCUUAUCAGUCUCAUCAUCUUCCUCUUCUUCUACUUUGGAUUUGUACUUCUUAUUCUUGUUCAUUGUAUCAGGUUUAAAAGAAAAUCCAUCGAUGGAAGCUUUGGUUCCAGUGAUGGCUCUGGAAAUACGGCGGUGUCACAUCCCAUUGCUGCCGGCACCCCUGAAGGAAGCAAUUAUGGGGCAAUAGAGGAGUCAAGUUCCAGUCCUGGCAGGCAGAUGUCCUCCUCCAAUGGUGGGCAGACGUUCCAGUCAGACACAGACAGCUCCGUGGAGGAGAGUGACUUCGACACCUUGCCAGACAUUGAGAGUGAUAAGAACAUCAUCCGGACCAAGGUGUUCCUUUUCCUGUCAGAUCUGUCCCGGAAGGACCAGAGAAUUAUCAGCAAAAAAUAUAAGAUUUAUUUUUGGAACAUCGUCACCAUCUCUGUGUUUUAUGCACUGCCUGUGAUCCAACUGGUCAUCACCUACCAGAAAGCUGGGCUCAGCAGAUGGGGAAACAUGAAGCUCCUCUUCUCACUCUUGAUUUUGCAGGUGGCAAAUGUCACGGGCAAUCAGGACAUCUGCUACUACAACUUCCUCUGUGCUCACCCCCUGGGCACCCUGAGUGCCUUCAACAACAUUUUCAGUAACCUGGGCUACAUGCUCCUGGGCUUCCUCUUCCUGCUGAUAGUCUUGCACCGGGACAUUCUCCAUCACAGAGCCCUGGAAGCCAAGGACAGCUUUGCCAUGGAGUAUGGGAUUCCUAAACACUUUGGUGUUUUCUAUGCAAUGGGCAUCGCAUUGAUCAUGCAAGGAGUGUUCAGUGCUUGUUACCAUGUCUGCCCUAAUUACUACAACUUCCAAUUCGGCUCCUUCCGUGUGCCCUCAGACACCUCCUUCAUGUACAUGAUUGCCGGCCUCUGCAUGCUGAAGCUCUACCAGAGCCGCCACCCGGACAUCAAUGCCAGUGCCUACGCUGCCUACGCCUCCUUCGCGGUGGUCAUCAUGCUCACUGUCCUCGGAGUGGUGUCUGGAGAACAUAACAUGUGGUUCUGGGUCAUCUUCUCUGCGAUCCAUAUCCUGGCAACCCUGGCCCUCAGCACCCAGAUCUACUACAUGGGUCGUUUCAAGAUCGACUUGGGGCUUUUCCGACGGGCCUUGAUGGUGUUCUACAUGGACUUCGCCCAGCAGUGCGGCCGGCCUCUGUACAAGGACAGAAUGGUGUUGCUCAUCGUGGGGAAUCUGAUUAACGGGUCCUUUGCGCUCUGUGGACUGAUCUUUCGGCCCAGGGACUUUGCUUCCUACAUGCUGGGGAUCUUCAUCUGUAACCUGCUGCUCUAUCUGACCUUUUACAUCAUCAUGAAGCUUCGCAGCUCAGAGAAGCUCCUCCCGACCCCGCUCCUCUGCAUCGUGGCCACUGUUGUGAUGUGGGUCGCCUCGCUGUACUUUUUCUUCCAGAACCCCAGCAGCUGGGAGGACACCCCAGCCGAAUCCCGGGAGAGGAACCGGGAGUGUAUCCUGCUGGAUUUCUUUGAUGACCAUGACAUCUGGCACUUCCUCUCUGCCACUGCCCUGUUUUUCUCAUUCUUGGUUCUGUUAACCCUGGAUGAUGACCUGGAUGUGGUCCACAGAAACCAGAUCCGUGUCUUCUGAGCCUCCAGCUUUAAGAGAGGGAGAGGGAGCAGUCGAUCUAGGUGCUGUUUCAUGAAAAUACAGGGACGGCCGCAAAGUCACCACUGCCAGAUACUCCACUCCCGCUCUGUCGAGUCAGCUCUGCACGCAUUCCCAUAGGAAGGAGAGGGGCGGGAGGGAGACUCUAGCCUGCUAGAAGGAGAGCAGAGGGGAAGCCACGGGUAUGGCCGUAGGCAAACCCUGAAGAGUCAAGAGACCCCCAUCCCCUCCCGUGUGCAGCCCUGAGCUAGACGUGGACAAAAGCUGCCUCAAAGUCAACUCAAUGUCUCGGGACCCCUCCCACUCUUACCCAACAUUUGCCAGCAAGGGCAGAACAAUGCUGCACGCUUCAUCCAGCUGCCUCUAGGCCCAGAGAGGCCAGCAACUCAGGUCUCCUGCCCAGACACUUCAGGGGGACCCCUCUGCACCUCCACUACAUCUGCUGCUCUAGACAUCCCAGAGCACCAGCUCGCUCCUCUGAGGUCCAGGGAUGACGCAGAUUCCUCAGAGUCUGGCGGAGGGCUGAACCCAACCCCCUACCCAACUGGGAUAGAUAUUUUAGUAGGACCAGCCAGUCACCUCCUUGGAAGGAAGGCUGUAUGUGUCCCCCAGGUUCCUGACCCCAUUAGAAGGGCUCUGGAUUGGGCUUUUUCACACACCUGUCCUCACAGGUGACUGUCUCUGGGACCAAGGCUUGGGUGCUUACCUACUUCUUAGUGUCUUUCAUCUCACCCCUGUGUGUUGACCCCACAACUCAGGCUCCGCUUUCUUCGGAAGGCCGUGUUACCCCCUCAGCUCCAAGGCAGAAGGGGAAACAGGAGAAACUCUUCUAGCAGCAAGAGAGGAAUGACCAACAGGGCUGACAGACUGGCGACAUCAGCAUCAAGCAAACAGACCUCACCCUAAGGACAUGGGCUCCUGGGGCAAAUGCAGCAAAGGUGAAAUUGCUUCCUCGUGCCUCCAAUUCAGACAGCUCAAUUCUGUGCCCACAUCACCUGUGGAGAAUAAAUAAUUGCUCUAACCAGGGGCACUGCACUGGGGUCCUCCAUCACCAACCAAGCCCCCUACCUGCCACUUUAUGCUGAUCAGGGGCUCCAGAUUUUCUCCCUGAAGUUCUCUAAAAGUAACUCUCAGGGUGAACACAUUUUACUCAUCCUCCUGAGUUGCGAAGAGCAAGCCGAUUGAGGAUUGUCUUUUUGGUUGCACCUGAUUUUCAUUCUCUCCCCCAGUAAAGUGUUGCAGAGCUCAGCAUCGCACUUCACUCACACUGUCUGGCAAUUCUGCUCCUGACAAGCCCCAUUUGGACCAAGCACCCUCAUUACCUAGCGUAAGAUGUAAUCAGAAAAUAGACAUAUGAAUGUGUACCCCAUAUAUAUUUGCCUGUGAAACUGAAGUCACCUGUCACCUAUUUUCCUGAUUGUUCAUUAGAGAAAUGGAUGAUAUUAAAAAAAUAUAUUAUUCUGUCUCUAAAAUAUUUGCAUAAUGUUCAAAAUCACAUUUUGGAAGUUAGAAAAGUUUAAAAAUGCAAAGAUGUUUUUAAUGAAGCUUUUUGUGAUAUGUUUUUCUAAAAUGCCCCCAAAUUCAUAUUUGGUUUUCUGCUCUUCUUUAUUCCUUAGAAACUGUUGGAUUCCAUAGGCCACACGAAGGCCACCUAUUAAAUGGUGGUGUUAGUCUAACAUCUAAAACAAAUUUCAAAACUGUUUAACUAUGGCAUACUUGACCUAAUUCUUUUAUUUUAAUGUACUGAUGGUUUCAAAUAAAAAAAAAAAGGUGCACUAA
Molecule: messenger RNA, 4556 nt
Organism: Zalophus californianus (California sea lion)
Lineage: Eukaryota; Metazoa; Chordata; Mammalia; Carnivora; Otariidae
Gene: SIDT1
Product: SID1 transmembrane family member 1
Exons: 25
Coding region: 138-2759 (873 amino acids)
Cellular component (GO): membrane
Source: RefSeq, a predicted model, not a curated record